Molecule: messenger RNA, 1706 nt
Organism: Anguilla anguilla (European eel)
Lineage: Eukaryota; Metazoa; Chordata; Actinopteri; Anguilliformes; Anguillidae
Product: cytochrome P450 26A1-like
Exons: 7
Coding region: 1-1473 (490 amino acids)
Biological process (GO): sterol metabolic process
Molecular function (GO): heme binding; monooxygenase activity; oxidoreductase activity, acting on paired donors, with incorporation or reduction of molecular oxygen
Source: RefSeq, a predicted model, not a curated record
AUGGUUUUGUACACGUUGUUUGUAACGCUCCUUUGCACACUGAUGCUCCCACUUUUGCUGUUUUUAGCCGCGGUUAAGCUGUGGGAGAUUUACAUCAUCAGGGGACGUGAUCUGAGCUGUCCAAAACCUCUCCCUCCAGGUACCAUGGGUCUACCAUUCCUUGGCGAGACGCUUCAAAUGGUUCUCCAGAGAAGAAAAUUCCUUCGGAUAAAACGUCAGAAAUACGGAUGUAUUUAUAAAACUCAUCUAUUCGGCAAUCCUACCGUGCGAGUAAUGGGAGCCGAAAAUGUGAAGCAAGUUCUGCUUGCUGAACACAAACUUGUCGCAGUUCAGUGGCCAGCGUCAGUGAGAACGAUCCUCGGCUCCGACACCCUUUCCAAUUUGCACGGCGCUCAGCACAAAAACAAGAAAAAGGCGAUCAUGAAAGCCUUCUCCCGUGAAGCACUGGAGAACUACGUCCCCGUGAUCCAGGAGGAGGUGAGGAGCACCGUGACGGACUGGCUGCAGAGCGAGUCAGGCGUGCUGGUGUACCCGGAGAUGAAGAGACUCAUGUUUCGCAUCGCAAUGAGGAUCCUGCUUGGCUUCGAGCCGGAACAAACCAAGACUGAUGAGCCGGACUUGGUGGAGGCGUUCGAAGAAAUGAUGAAGAACCUGUUCUCCCUUCCGAUCGAUGUCCCCUUCAGCGGCUUAUACAGGGGUUUGAGAGCGCGCAAUUUCAUUCAUUCAAAAAUAGAAGAAAACCUAAAGAAGAAGAUGGAACAUUGUGUGGACGAGAGCAAACCUAGAGAUGCGCUUCAGCUGCUGAUAGAGAACUGCAGGCAGAACAAAGAGCGACUCAGUAUGCAGGAGAUUAAAGAGUCUGCGACCGAACUGUUAUUCGGCGGCCACGAGACCACUGCCAGCACUGCCACCUCCCUCGUGAUGUUUCUCGGGCUGAACUUGGAUGUGGUGUUGCGCGUCAGACGGGAGCUUCAGGAGAAGGACCUGCUGGACAUUUUUUCCCACGAUAAAAGACUGAAUAUCGAGUUGUUGGAACAGCUGAAGUAUACAGGGUGCGUCAUCAAAGAGACAUUAAGGAUUAACCCUCCGGUCCCGGGUGGCUUCCGCGUGGCUCUAAAGACUUUUGAACUGAAUGGCUACCAGAUUCCCAAGGGAUGGAAUGUUAUUUACAGCAUCUGUGACACACAUGACGGUGCAGAUGCAUUCCCUGACAAACAGGAGUUCCGUCCAGAGAGGUUCAUGGCCUCCACUUCCAGCGCCUCCUCCAGGUUCAGCUACAUCCCCUUUGGAGGAGGUGCCAGGAGGUGCGUUGGCAAAGAAUUUGCAAAUGUCCUCCUCAAAAUAUUUUUGGUCGAACUGAUCACAAGGUGCAACUGGACUCUGCUGAAUGGACCACCAACAAUGAAAACGGCUCCGACUGUUUAUCCUGUGGACAAUCUCCCAACAAAAUUCAACUGUUAUUUUGGCAAUUAGCUUCAAAGACCUGUAAAUCCCGAAUAGCAUGCUGGUAGCAUUUAUGUUGUAAUUAUGUGAAUGACUGUUGUUUUUAUUUUAUAUACCAUAUUUCAAAACAAAAGCUAUUUAUAUGAAUGAUUUUAAUAUAUAAAUGCUUUUAAUAUUUUUGUACAAAGUAAAAGCAUUACAUGUGGACCCAUUUAAGGGACUCUUAAUAUCUUGAUUAUGCAUUUGAUGUAAAAAAAAAAAAA